Molecule: messenger RNA, 1242 nt
Organism: Entamoeba invadens IP1
Lineage: Eukaryota; Evosea; Mastigamoebida; Endamoebidae
Product: sphingomyelin phosphodiesterase, putative
Exons: 2
Coding region: 1-1242 (413 amino acids)
Molecular function (GO): hydrolase activity
Source: RefSeq, a predicted model, not a curated record
AUGAUUUUGGUACAACUUCUCUUCAUCUUUUGUUACCAACUAACUCAAAGCCGUUUGAUAGACAUCGUCCAAUUAACUGACAUUCACUAUGACAUGUUAAUGGAUGCUUCCAAAUACAACGAAGACACCAGUUGUCGAGGUAAAGGGACAACAAUGGACGAGAAGACAAAGUUGUUCUACGUCCCGUCUCGUCAAAUCCCCAAACCCAAAGAUCCGAUGUUUGGCUUGUAUUACUGUGACUCCAACAAAAAUUUAGUCAAAGAAGCUAUUCAGCAGUCUUAUCGAGUUUCUCCAUAUCCAGCAAUAGUAGUUGUAUCUGGGGAUGUUUCUGCGCAUAGUCCCGGAGAUGCAUUUAAAGACACAAUGCAAGAAGGACUUCAGUUCGUCAAGCAUAAAUACCCAGGUGUUCCAAUAGUGUUUUGUAUAGGUAACAAUGACUUCAAUCCGUCAUAUAUAACUUCUUGUGACGACACCAAAUACACGCAAUAUUACUCAUAUUUCAAAGACUAUAUUCCCGCGAGUGAGGCGGAGGAGUAUAAACAUCAUGGGAGUUAUUACCAACACUUUAACAGUUUGAGGCUGACUGUUGUAUCGAUCAACACGAUAUUAUAUGGUCCAAAGCUAACGGGCGAUGACUGUGACUCUCUUUCACAUAUAGAAGAGGGGUUGAAUGAAGCGCGGAAGAUUGGCAAUGGAGUUUUAAUAGUCGGGCACUUUCCGUUUGGUGUUGCUGCGUAUGACUGCAAAAGUUAUUUGAAUUCGACGGUUCAAAGUCGGUUCUUGGAGAUGUUAAAAAAGAACGAAGACAUUAUCGUGGAGAACAUAUUUGGACACGACCACCGAGACGAAGUCAAAGUAGUUGAUGGAGUUGUUGGGUUAACAAGUAUAUCGGUGUCGCCACUGUUUGGGAAUUCUCCCGGUAUGCGGGUCUAUAAAUAUGACACUACUAAAAAGAUUAUAGAAGACUACAUCGACUACUUUAUGGACUUCCAGAAGUCGACUCAGCAGGCGCGAGGUGUAUGGAGUCAAGGAUAUUCGUUUAAGAAGAUGUACGAAGUUGCCGACGCGACUCCAAGUAAUGUUCUGAUAGCCGCAAAGAAAAUGAAAGAUGAUGCUUUAAUGUAUAUGAAGUACACGUCACUGGUCAACGGAUUCUUCGACCCGGAAUAUAAAAAGAAGGAGUGCGUGAUGAUCUCCAAUAACAACGCAGACUAUCAGAAAUGUACUCAGUCGAUGUUGUAA